Molecule: messenger RNA, 2077 nt
Organism: Priapulus caudatus
Lineage: Eukaryota; Metazoa; Priapulida; Priapulimorpha; Priapulimorphida; Priapulidae
Exons: 10
Coding region: 67-945 (292 amino acids)
Source: RefSeq, a predicted model, not a curated record
GUGCGUGCGUGUAUAUAGAGGAAAUAUAACACACAUUUAUUUUGUUCGGAUAACCACGUUACGACAAUGAGGAUCUACGCGCUGCUAGUUUUUCUCACUGCAUUUGGAAUGUAUAGAACAGCACCCGGCCUUAACGAGGAAUUGCUUAAGGAAUUGCAAGCUGUGAGCGGGAGCCGUGAAGACAUGCGACAGUUGCGCGAACGGCUCGCAGAAGCUCAGCAAAAUGUACAAGAUUUGGCUGCACGCGCGGAUCCGCAGGAGAUGAGUGACGGAGCCGGCGGCCAAUCCGAAGAAGCCUCUCUCAUGCAAGAACUCGUAGAGAAACUCCGCGAGAAUGGACUGACGAACGAGGAGAUGAAGUCAGUAGCCGGUUAUCUACGCAGCGCAGCGGCGGCAGCACCUCCGAGAAACAGCUAUGUGGGAGAGCGGAUCGAUGACGAGGGCUUGGAACCUAGCAACGCUGACGAUAACAUUGAGGCGAUCCUAAAAGCUCAACAAGGACAGUUUGGCAAAUUCGACAACUCAAACGCUCAAGGCGAACAAUCUCCACAGGCACUGCAGCAAAGAAGUAUCAACAGCAGAGGCAUUGAGGACCGGGGGUUAGCACAGAGCGGUCUCGACUCGGCCGAUGAAGCGCAAACCAGGAGAUGGUUGCGCGAAUAUCUAGAAGAAAGACACCGUGAUGCUGCUUCAAAUGCCGCCGAAGAUGCAAAUGCUAAAGAUGAUUCUGCCUUGCUUAAGGAGAUUCUUCUUGCUCGUAUUCGAAUUUCUGCUUUAACACAUAAGCUGAAAGUAAUGGACGACCUUGAAGGAAAGCUAGUUGAGUUACUCGCCGAGGCGGAGGACCAGGGAAUUACAAUACCAGAUCUACUCGCAGACCUGGAAUACAAGAAACAGCAGAUCGAGGAAGCGAUGAGAGGUGACCUAGAAGGCAUUGCCAUGUAAUAGCGUAGCGAUCGCUGGAGCGGGGAGCCCUUCGCAGACUUCUUUCCACGAGGGAAUACUGUUCGAUAUCGCGUGAGCACGAGGGGCAGCGGAAUGAGCGCGAGGCACUAAAAACAUCUAUACAUGCACGCAGGUCUAGCGUGUACGGGACGCCUGGGGGAAGCAUUAUGGCGAAUUAGCAAUAAUAUCUUAUGUUUAGGUAAAUAAUUAAACAGAUGCUAGUAGUAAGAGAAUUUCGCGUUCCGUGACUCGAUUCACAAUGUGCGGUUACUAUAGACCGGCGUUACCGGCGGCGGCCGCAAUAUAUCUUGCGGCUAUUUUGCAUAUUCGUCCGUUUAUAUGCGAUGUUUAUGAGAUAUAAAAAAUGUGAAGUAAAAUUCUCAAUUAAAGCAAAACGGUGUUUUACACACUAAUGUAACGUAUACCUAUAACUUAUUUAUUUCGAGAUAAAAUUGUAACUAAUGUGUAAAUGUUUCAUGCAAUCGAUUUGUACAUUGGCGUCUGUCUAUAUCUGUGAUGGGUUAUACGUCGUAAAACAAUACAUAUAUAUAUAAUUAUAAUUAUAUAUAUAUAUAUAUAUAUAUAUAUAAUUGUGUAACAGGUAUCGCGUCUAAAAAAUACCAAAGGCAAAUGUUCCUUAUAUUAUUUUAUUCUCUGACCUCGUACAGAAACAUGCUCAUACUUAUACGCAACGCUGCAUCGCUGCGUCCUGAGCUAUUUUGUCGUAAGUAAUUAACGAUGCAUGGUUCGUAACGAUGUUGAUUGUGAAGUUUGUGAGCUCUACGGCUCGCGUCUGUCUCACCUUAUAACGACAUCAUCGAUCACGUGCACGCGCAUGCGUGAAGUCACAGACAGGCUGAAUAAUGACCAGACUACGGCACAGUCAGGCAGCCUAGCUGUUCAUAGUGUUCCUACGCAAGAUAUGCGGCUUUUUCGAAACAUGAGCGCACCGAGAAUAAAUUGCGAUUGUGAAAACCUUAUUGGCGGAAAACGUUGACGAUGCUACUUGUGACUUUCGUGAAUCGACGAGUUUUUCGUUGUUUAUCGUCGAGGCAGGUCCUAUUAGUUAGUAUUGAUUCACCGUUGUCGCUGCUAUUUCAGAUCGGUAAUAACAGAUUGUUCUCAACCGCAA